Dichotomopilus funicola is the source of this 2760-nucleotide messenger RNA. RefSeq lists its product as uncharacterized. NCBI's taxonomy places the organism in Eukaryota, Fungi, Ascomycota, Sordariomycetes, Sordariales, Chaetomiaceae. Bases 1 to 2760 code for a protein of 919 amino acids. The record is from RefSeq and is a predicted model, not a curated record. The transcript is spliced from 3 exons.
AUGGAAGCCGUCGCGCUCGCAUCCACCUUCGCCACGCUGAUCGGCUUCACGAUCCAGCUGUACGGGAUCUGCAGGUACUAUGUCGACGCGGCUCGUGGAGCUUGCCCCCACGACUUUAAGCUGGUCCUCAUCGAGACCUCAAGCUUGCAGGCGAUGCUGGAAUCGGUCAAAGUCAUCCUUGACGCAAGCGAAAAUAGAAGAGAGGAUGAGGCGAAUCUGCAGAAGCAGAUUGGCGACACAGUGUCGCACUGCACGACCUGCAUCAAGGAACUACUGAGUCUGAUGCCCGAGCCAUUGCUUGAUGGGAGGGGCAAGAUGACGAUGAAGGACAAGGCCACGAUUAUCGCCAAGGCGGUCCGCUGGGGCGCGUCAAACAAGAAGGGACGGUGCGACACCCUGCUGAACGACCUCAGCAAGUACAAGGCCAACCUUGGCCUCGGCCUGACGGUCGGGCUGAGCCACGAGGUCAAGCAGAUCAGGACGGAUGUGACUCACGUCAGGAGCAGCAUCAACACGAUGCAGGCCCACCUGGAUGCGACACAACGCAGCGAGGUGUACCGUUGGCUCGAGCAGAAUCAGAUCAAUCCGUCUAGCUUGCACAACGCAGCGAUCCAGCUGCACGAGAGCCGUACGGGCCAGUGGAUCUUUGGGAGCAAUGAGUGGAAGGCCUGGGCAGACGGGCCAGAGGGUACACGACGGCUCCUCUGGAUCCAUGGCAUCCCCGGCGCGGGCAAGACGGUGCUGGCGUCCGGCAUGGUUGAGAAGGUGAAAGGGUUCGAUGCGGGGGAUCGCACCAAGAAGACCGCGGCGGCGUACUACUACUGCCACCACGGCCGCAACAUGGACGAGGCGACGCCGUUCCUGAAAUGGAUCCUCUCGCAGUUCUGCCGCAAGUCAGGCUACAUCCCCCAGGGGCUAAGGGAUCUGCAUGAGAGCGGGUUAGAACCGACGACCCAAGCUCUGCUGGACUGCCUCGAGGUCAUGCUGGGGCAAUUCCAGCGCGCGUACGUCGUGUUGGACGCCGUGGACGAGAGCAGCCCGCUCAGCAAGCUACUCAAAUUGCUGGUGGCGCUAGGGACGGAACAGCGCUUCGCGAAGCUGCGGCUGGUGGUCACAAGCCGGGAGUACGCUGACGUCGAGUCCUCGUUCCAGGGGGUAUCCAUCCCGCUGGGGAUGAAUAACCCCGGCGUGCGUGAGGACAUCGCCACGUUCACCGACUCCUCGCUAAAAGACGACCCGUACAAGCGGUGGCCGGCGGACCUUCGGGGCAAGGUCGCCACCGCCGUGAACGCGAAGUCUCAUGGAAUGUUCCGCUAUGCCGCGUGCCUGCUUGAGCUCCUGGGCGAUUGCGCCAACCCGGCCGAGGUCGAAAGGGACCUCAAAGUGAUGCCCAAGACGCUCAACGAGAUCUACGAGCUCAUCCUGCACAAGAUCGAGGCCAGGAGCCGCUCGGAUGCGGUGCGGGCGUUGGCCCUGGUCAUGGCCUCCAUGGACCUGUCCGGCGCCAUCCACAUGAACACCCUAGUGACGGCCGUAGCGGGCGGGCCCGGCCAGCAGAGCUUCUUGGACAUGGACAGGCUGCGGCGCGCCUGCGUGUGCCUGCUCCGCGUGCGGGACGACGGGUCCGUCUAUCUCGCCCAUUACACCGUGCGCGAGUUCCUGCAAAGUAAGUAUGUCCACGACCGUAUGCCCCCCUUCUACCUGCCCACGCGCGCCGUCAACGACAUCUACUACGAGGCCAUCAUGAGGACCGCCGUGCAGACCACGACCGUGCCCCAGUCGUCCAACGUGCCGGAGUACAAGAAUGGCGACCCGAAGGACUAUAACCACUGGGCGCUGCGCCAGACGCGCAUUGCCCUUUACUGGGCCCGCGACGACCUCGGCUGGAAGCCCGAGAACCGUAAGCUGCUGUACCAGGUCAUGGACCCAUAUGGCGCGUCCUUCCCGGCCUUGAAGAUCAUGGGUUCCGACGGGCACCACGACACCUCCCACCAGACGACCUUUGAGUGGGUGCCGCGCUGGAGCGGCAAGGCCGAGAACGGACAGAAGGCCGACAACGGACAGAAGGCCGCCUCCCACUUGGCCAUGCUCGUGUCCCUGAGAAAUUUGGACAUCAUCAAUGAUUUCCUAGGCCGCAUGUCCGAGCGGGACCGUGUCGCCCUUUUCAACACCCAGAUGAUGGUUUACUUCCCCCUCAGAUGGGAGUCCUUCAGCAAGAAUGGCCUCUACGACUCGAAACCCUCCUCUGUGACCAUCCUCCAAUUCUACCAGGAAGGCCAAACGCGCGGCUACGACACCAGCGAGGAACUCAAGUUCCUCAACCGGCAUCUGCGAAACUACGUCCAACCCGGCGGCGCUGCGGCUGCCCCGGCUCCUACGACCUCCAGCACCAAGCUGAACCCCCCAUCUUCGAGCAACUCGCGGCCUCGCAGCCCCGGCCUCGCACCACCACCCGCGUCCCAGAGCCAACGCGCCUCCGACAACUCCCGAGGCUCGGGCGCCAUCAGCCCGGGCGUGUCGCGAGCGGGCCACGUAUCAAAACGCACCACAGCGACCACGAGCAGCACUGGGAACCCCAGCGCCUCGACAUCCAACACGUCGUCGACCAACACCAGCCGUCGUACGGUCGCGCCUCCGCCUCCGCAGCAGCCGCGGCAGUCGCAGCAGCAGGCCCCGGCGGUCCGGACGGUGAGGCGGACUCAGGGGACGGAGAACAGCGCCUCGACCAGCGGGAACAGUAGUAAUACUACGACACGAUGA